Messenger RNA from Castor canadensis (American beaver), 1154 nucleotides. The record is from RefSeq and is a predicted model, not a curated record. Lineage: Eukaryota; Metazoa; Chordata; Mammalia; Rodentia; Castoridae.
AAUUCCACUGCGGCCCCGGCGACCCGAAGCUUUGGGGAGUGCGCCAUGGAGCACGUGACGGAGGGCUCGUGGGACUCGCUGCCCGUGCCGCUGCACCCGCAGGUGCUCGAAGCGCUGCGGGAGCUGGGCUUCCCGUACAUGACGCCGGUGCAGUCUGCCACUAUCCCUCUGUUCAUGAAAAACAAAGAUGUCGCUGCAGAAGCGGUCACAGGCAGUGGCAAAACACUCGCUUUUGUCAUCCCCAUCCUGGAAAUUCUUCUGAGAAGGGAGGAGAAGUUAAAAAAGAGUCAGGUGGGAGCCAUCAUCAUCACCCCCACUCGGGAGCUGGCCAUUCAGAUAGAUGAGGUCUUGUCACACUUCACUAAGCACUUCCCACAGUUCAGCCAGAUUCUUUGGAUCGGAGGCAGGAACCCUGGAGAAGAUGUCGAGAGGUUUAAGCGACAUGGGUGAGCUUUUGCCUCUGCUCCUUCUUGCCUUUGCUCUUGACCCUAACCCAGAGAGGAUCCUUAGACCUCAUUGCAAGGCACUCAUCACCUGCCCCCAGGGGGCACUUGCUCUAGGCUGGUAUCCAGCUUGCCUGGCUCCUUCCAAAGCAUCCUGGUGGACCCUGCAGAAGCUCAGGCUCCUCUUGGGAUUUGGACGACCUGCCCAGAGCCUUGCCUGGUAGGGCUCACGCUCCUUGUCUCCAGGCUUUGAAUUUCUUAAGAGGAUAGACUUCCAGAUGUGUGUUUUCUCCUGGUUUUCAUAUAGUCCACGUCUUCAAAAACCAUCUUUCAGGUCUUGGCAAGCCACUCUCUGGCCCUCAGCCUGCUAGUCUAAUUUUGCCUCUGUCUCCCUGUUUUGUGGCGUUGGGAAUGGAACCUAGGACCUCAUGUGUGCUAGGUGAGUGCUCUACCAUGAGCUACAGCCCAGCCCCCAGUCCAGUUCGCCCCUUACAGAUGAGUUCCCUGGGGCCUGAUGUGGUGGAGUAACUUGCUCUGGGUCAGAGGUUAUGGCUGACAUAUGAGUGAAAAGCGUGGCUGUGCCAAUGAAGUACUUACCAAAGCAGGUAGUGGGUUUGGCCUGUGGGCUCAGUUUGCCAACCCUGCAGGGAGUCAUACCCCAGAACUAGAUCUAGCCCUCUCCCUCACAGCACACUGUGGGGAGUGGAGUAU